Hypomesus transpacificus is the source of this 5345-nucleotide messenger RNA. RefSeq names its product leucine zipper putative tumor suppressor 2 homolog. The coding region runs from base 430 to 2796 and encodes 788 amino acids. The transcript is spliced from 9 exons. Lineage: Eukaryota; Metazoa; Chordata; Actinopteri; Osmeriformes; Osmeridae. The record is from RefSeq and is a predicted model, not a curated record. Gene Ontology annotation, biological process: cell division; negative regulation of canonical Wnt signaling pathway.
GCCUAGUCUCCGUUCAUAUUGCCGGUGGCGCUUGUUCAUGCUCGCAGGCUGAACGGCGGAGAUGCCUACCAUUCGAUACUACGGCGCGUGAAAGAAAAAAGCUUGAGAAAGCUUGAAGCGAAUCUGUUACGACUGCGAUCGGACGUGUCUACAGACUGGCAGAAGUGUAAACAAAAGAGCAGACUUUAGUUUGAGUGAACAUCAUUCGACUUCAUACAGCAAUUGUGUCUAAUUAAAACAAAGAUCACGGGAAAUCUGUGCGAUUCAUUGUUGCAAGAAACAGCUUGCGAGGUCAGGGGAAUCCAGGCAGGAGUGAGGAUCUGGGGAUGAGAGCUGCCUGCCCCCUCCCUGUCUGCCCCAGACCUCCAGGUGGAGAAGACCGGGCAUCUCUGAGAGAGUGUGUGGUGUCUGUGUCGCCCUCUGAGGGCCAUGGCUCUGGUUCAGACCCUGCCCGUCACUGUGACUGACCACCCCAAACCCAGCCUCGACGUUCAGCAGUGCCGGCCUAACUCUCAUUCUCCCUGCUCCGGCCCCUGCCCUGGCCUCUGUGGCUCUGGAACCACCAUGGGCUCCGUCAGCAGUCUCAUAUCUGGCCGGACCUACCAGGAGCUGCACUGUCGGGCCGCCAACGAGUUCAGCACCAAGCCCCGCCGGUCCACCCCGGCCACCAGCUGCUUCAGGCUCCAGGACAACACCCUCCGCAGUGGGAGUUCGCUGGAGCAGCUCCUGGUUAUUAGCACCCAGAACCAGAACCAGAACCAGCCUCAAACCCAGACCCUAACCCAGCCUCAGCCUCAGCCACCUCCGCUGCCCACCAAGAAGCAGCCCCGGGUGGGUAACUCUGCCGUGGGAGGUGGGGGUGGAGGGGGAGCUGGAGGUAAUGGGAACUUUGGCUACGUGAGCAAGGACGUUGUGGUUGGGGACUGGAAUGACAACCACGUACCCACUAGUAGUCCCUGCAGCGACUCAGAGGAGCAAAGGGAUAACAGAGGGCUGAACGGGAAUAUCGGAGGGCCCCCUCCCAAACUCAUCCCUGUGUCAGGAAAAUUGGAAAAGAACAUGGAGAAGAUAUUGAUCCGUCCCACCGCGUUCAAACCUGUGAUGCCCAAGAACCGCUAUUCGGUGCAGUACCUCUCCCCGCGGCCAGGGGGCAGCCUUUCAGAAAGCCAGGGCAGCCUAAACCUGCUAUUGCCGCUCGGAGUGAGCAACGGGAUCCCCAGCGCCAACGGGAACGGCAACGACUUGGACGGGAAACGUAACUCGUACAGCGGAGGGCGCAAUGCUCGGAGCAGCCAGUCCUGCUCCAUGUCUGACUCGGGACGGAACUCCUUGUCCAGUCUGCCCACCCACAGUAGCACGGGCUACAGCCUUGCCCACAGCGAAGGCUCCAGCUCUGGGUCGGCUACUGGAGGUCUGGCGGGUCAACUGGAGCCCAGCGCAGGCCGGACCACCGCGGGGGGUGGAGGGGGCCACGGAAGCCAUGGCCACACCAACUCAGACAGCGGGCGCUCCUCCUCCAGCAAGAGCACAGGCUCCGGGUCCCUCAGCGGGCGUGGGCAGCCCCUGUCGGACAGCGGGUCAUGCGGGCGCUCGCCACCGCCCCUGGAGGGGUAUGAGGUGAUGGUAAAGGAACUGGAGGACAAGCUGAGAGAGAGAGACCUUGAGCUGCAGCAGCUACGAGAGAACCUUGAUGAAAAUGAGGCCGCCAUCUGCCAGGUGUAUGAGGAGAAGCAGCGACGCUGUGAGAGGGAGAUGGAGGAGUUGAGACAGAGCUGCUCCUCUAAGAUGAAGCAGGCUUCGCAGAAAGCCCAGAGAGCUCAACAAGUGAUUCAGCUGCAGGUCUUCCAGCUGCAGCAGGAGAAGAAGAAGCUACAGGAGGACUUCUCUUCUCUGCUGCAGGAUCGUGAGGCGCUGGAGAAGAGGUGUGCUUCCAUCCAGAGGGAGCAAACCAAGCUGGGACCCAGACUGGAGGAGACCAAGUGGGAGGUGUGUCAGAAGUCAGGUGAGAUCUCCCUGCUCAAGCAGCAGCUAAAGGAGCUCCAGUCUGAGCUGAGCCAGAAGGCCGGGGACAUUGUGGUUCUGAAAGCCCAGCUCCGCGAGGCCCGUUCGGAGAUCCAGGCCAACCAGGCCCGGUCUCAGGAGGCCCAGACGGCUGUGCGGACUCGCUCCCUGGAGCUGGAGGUGUGUGAGAACGAGCUCCAGAGGCGCAAGAGUGAAGCCGAGCUUCUCAGGGAGAAAGUGGGCCGCUUAGAGGAGGAGUUGUCACGUCUCCACGAGGCUCUGUCCAAUCACAAUGGGCUGUCCCUUCCUGGAGGCCAGGGUCAGGCCAAGAAGGUCCAGUGUAUGAGCCUGCCCCUCCCCCCAGGCCGGGGCAUGGCAGGGAGGGGUGGCCCCAGCCCCUCUGGGUACCGCGACGGGGAGGAGGGUCGGGCGGCGUGGGGCAGCGAGAGCGACGAGGCCAAGGCCCAGAGACUGAACGCUGAGGCUAUUUUGGGACUCAGGCAACAGGUGGACCGGCUAAAGGCAGAGCUGAUUUAUGAGAGGAGGAGCGGUGAGGAGCAGCUGACAGGGUUUGAGGAGGAGAGGAGGGUGUGGCAGGAGGAGAAAGAGAAGGUGAUCCGUUACCAGAAGCAGCUGCAGCAGAACUACAUCCAGAUGUACCGAAGGAACCGGGACCUGGAGCGUGUGAUGAGAGAACUGAGUCUAGAACUGCAGAACCGAGACCUUGAGGACUACGAGGUUCACAGUGGCAGCAACGACAUUGACUUUGAGGAGAUCACAGCUACGGAGAUCUAAACCCAACAGACCAGAAACAGCCAGACAAUGCAUCCCUGUGACCACAGCAGGACAACCCCACCCCUGCACAAACACCAAAUCUACACACUUACCAUAAACUCAAAUACAUAAAUAGAGCACACACAGUAUUGACUCCCUAAAACACUGUCAGUCUAAAAUGCCUGCCUCCCCAGUUCGUCCACAUGGCUGUCGCUACCUGCUUACAGCACCAAGACAAACACCCCUUUCUCUUCUGUCGGAUUUAGCCCCUUUGGACUGCACAUAAAAGCAUGCAUUUCUUAAACUGGCCCAUAUUAGGGUUUGAAAAUUGUUUGAAGUUUCCAACUAAAAUAAACUAGACAAUAUACUGGCACGCACAGACUUCAAGACCAAACCUGUUCAUGGGUCUUUUAGCACAGGAAUGUCUACCUUGCCACCAGCACAUGAUGAUGUCAUUAUGCUAAUGAUGACAUCAUUGCUCCUCUGCAAUGGGAGUGUUCUUGGGCCUGCCUACCUCUGCACUCAUACAAUGACAGAGAACGACACCAAACACCGUGGGUUCACGCACUACUGUGUUGUGUGAGUAACUCGCAGAUGUAACCAAAACAUUCCAUACUGGUUCAUCUGUCCCACAUAAAACAUCCCAGACCAGUCUAAUCCCAGCUGUGGAAAUACUGCUGAGUGUGUGGAAUGGAAUGUAUGAUAACUGUUACGACAUAGCAAAAAUAGGGCAAUGGUCUCCAGCAGCAAAAUAAAGAGUUUAGUCUCUAAAAACAACCAAACCAGGGAUUGUUUUUGCACAAGAACUCUUAUCACUGAUGGGCAUGACAGCUUUCUCCCUCUGAUCUGUCUCUAGUUCACAAGAACAAACGUCCUAUCAAAAGAAAACAGGGUGACUCCAAUAUAAUGCCUUACAAGGCAUAUUUAGUUGCUUCCUAUAAUACACUGUGGAAAAAUUGCAGUGAAUUGAUUGUUUUGUUUGAGUCCCUUGUCCUUUCUUCCAAAAAGCCCCUACCCCCAAAAAAGAUUUUCACUGUCUUCCUAAUCUUUCCUUGACUGUCAUUCUGUCAGUCUGUACUGUAUACAGGCGGGACAUGUUGUAGUGAUACUGUAGUGUGGUUGGCAUGUGUGCAUGUCUUCUUCCUGUUUCAGCUGCUCCAGGUGAGGAUGGGCUGUAGGGGGAUGUGUGAUAAGGUUUGAUAGCAGAACAUUGGAAGUUGUUGUCGGUUGUACUUUCUGCUUCUGCAUUUUAACACUGGUCUUGGUUUGGCUGAGAGGGAUGGAAAAGGUUUUAUUUUAUUUUAGCGAGCAGAGUCUUUUAAGAAGGAUUAAUAGAAAUAUAUAUGAAACUGUAUGAUGAUGUAUAUUUUUUUAUAUAGCACCUGAAAAUAUUUUGUGUAGCACCAGAACGAGUGUAGGUUUAAUAUACAAAGUAUAAAGAGUUCUAUCUAGCGACACAGCACCGCAUGGGUUACAAACGACCCAUCAAUCGCUAAUUGAAGGAGACUCAAUAGAGUGAACCUAACAACAUAUGCAUGAUGACAUUUUUUUUUCUCCUUUAAUUCCCAGUCUACAAUUUUACCCCACUCUGUGUAGACUACAAACCCUUUGAUUCAAGGCAAUGUUUACGGUGGUGAGCACACUGUUCUCUCUGCUUUGUCAUUGAUCUUUCUUUUGGCUGUUAAUAAUACAGUACUUGCAGACUGGGACAUCAUCAACGUUUUUUGUUCUUUGAUGGUUUAAAAAACAGCAGACCAGAGUCAGCAAUGGUUGAGGGUGUUAAGGAAGUCAUUUUACUUACUUACUUAUAUAUAUAUUAACACAAGAUGCGUUUAAUAUCAUCUAACAACUUAUAGUUAAUAUACUGUCUUUCACAAAUGAGUAAUAGUCAGUGUGGUCCAAGUCCUUAUACAUUUCAUCUACACUUUAUCUAAACUCAAACAAAUCACAAGCUAAUGAGCUCUCAAUUUAUUGAAGACCUGUCACUGUUUUAGCUGAGACUUUUUGCAUUGUGCACAUAUUUUUAUCAAAAAAGAAUAGCCAUAUAAUUGAUUUUGGAUGGAGAGGUGGCGUAGAUUCUAGACAUUGGACCGACUGAACCCACAAUCUCAGUCACAGACAUCUGGCCCAGACUGUUAACAAGAGUCCAGCUUGUCCUCUCUGAAUGUGGAUAUAAACUAGGUACUGUUUAACAGGAGGCAAACAUGAUGUCAUCUCAAAGGGACCCUACUUUUUCAGAACACUGGAAGUUCUGUGCUCUUUUUAACGCUUUCAUAAAUCAUGACUCUUCUGUAAAUACCUUAAACUGAAAUAUGUGCAUGGUAUGCUGUGACAUAUUCUUCUCUUUUGUUAAAUCAAAAUAUCAAUUUCAAAUGUAGCCACUGUGACUAGACCAAAGCAUUUGUUUUUAUGUGUUGUUUUUUCUUUCCAUUUUUGUGUGUAUAUAUUAUUUUGUUUGUAGUGUUUUGUUUCUUCAUUAAUCCAUAUAAUGUAUGUAGUUAUUCAUGUAGAUGUCCUUGUUCUUGUACAAAAUGACUGUUUUUAAAUAAAGAACAAAAAUUACAUUAUGA